This is a messenger RNA of Setaria italica (foxtail millet), 4483 nucleotides long. RefSeq names its product splicing regulatory glutamine/lysine-rich protein 1. Gene Ontology annotation, molecular function: protein binding; RNA binding; metal ion binding. Bases 169 to 2697 code for a protein of 842 amino acids. The transcript has 3 exons. NCBI's taxonomy places the organism in Eukaryota, Viridiplantae, Streptophyta, Magnoliopsida, Poales, Poaceae. The record is from RefSeq and is a predicted model, not a curated record.
GCUGCCUUUCCCUUUGUUGCCUCAUCCGACUCCGCCUCCUCUUCUUCCCCGGCCUCUCCCUCGAUCUGCCGCAUCUGCUCCCCCUCCUCCACCAAACCCUAGCCGACCCGCAGCGCUCAGGAGGAGCAUCUAGGCGGACUAGGUCAGAGCAGCGGCAGCCGCGCUCCCAUGGCGGCGCCCAAGCCCAUCUGGGUGCGCCAGGCCGAGGAGGCCAAGCUCAAGUCCGAGGCCGAGACGGCCGCCGCCGCCAAGGCCGCCUUCGACGCCACCUUCAAGGCGCUGGCCGCCGCCGGGUCCGGCGACGACGACCAGGACCCCGACCCCGCCCCGCCUUCCCCGGACGAGCCAGCCUCCCCCGGCUCGGACGACGACGCCCCGGCCCCGCCCGGCCCGGUCGACCCGUCCAAGUGCUCCGCGGCGGGGCCUGGCAUCGCCGGCGGAUCUGCCGGCACGCCCGCCACCUUCACCGUCGUCGCCAAGGACCGCCACAGCCGGAGGCUCACCGCCGGCGGUGCGCGCGUGCGCGUGCGUGUCUCCCCUGCUGCGGGAGUCGGCGGGGACGACCUCGACGGCGCUGUCAAGGACAACGGGGACGGAUCCUACACGGUGACCUACGCCGUCCCCAAGCGCGGCAACUACAUGGUCCACGUAGAGCUCGACGGCUCCCCCGUCAUGGGGAGUCCCUUCCCCGUCUUCUUCAGCGGCUCCACCGCCACACCCACGUCUGCUUUCCCCUCCACGCUACCGGCCGUCAGCUCCGCCUACCCCAAUAUGGUCAACCAGACCAUGCCCAACAUGCCCAACUACACAGGCGCGCCCUCCAGUGCAUUCCCCAGCCUCCUUGGGGCCAUGCCUAGCUCCUCCACUGGUUCAUCUGGUGGAGUUGUCCUUCCCGGGGUUGGUGCCUCGCUGGGGGAGAUAUGCCGGGACUACGUGAAUGGGAGGUGCACAAAAUCAGACACUGAGUGUAAAUUCACCCACCCGCCGCAGCAGCUGCUGAUGACGUUGCUUGCGGCUACAUCGUCUGUCAGUGCCUUUGGCAACACACCCAUGGCACCAUCUGCGGCAGCCAUGGCAGCCGCACAAGCCAUCAUGGCUGCCCAGGCACUGCAGGCACAUGCUGCGCAGGCUAAAGCCUCAGGAGAUGCUUCAGGCUCAAUGGAUAAAGCUGCUGAAGCUGAUGCCCUAAAGAAAAUUGUUCAAAUUAGCAACCUGAGUCCAAUUCUUAGUGUGGAUUAUAUUAAGCAGCUAUUUGGGGUAUGUGGUAAAGUUGUCGAUUGUACCAUCACGGAUUCGAAACAUUUUGCUUAUGUCGAGUACUCUAAACCUGAAGAAGCAACUGCAGCAUUGCAACUCAAUAACACGAAUGUUGGUGGUCGUCCAUUGAAUGUGGAGAUGGCUAAAUCUCUUCCUCCUAAAGCUAAUAAUAACUUGCCUAUGAUGAUGCAACAAGCUGUUCAGUUGCAACAGAUGCAAUUCCAGCAGGCUCUAUUAAUGCAACAGUCAAUAGCAACCCAACAGGCUGCUGCACGUGCGGCCACUAUGAAAUCUGCCACUGAAGCAGCUGCAGCAAGGGCUGCUGAGAUAAGCAGGAAGUUGAAGGCUGAGGGAUUUGGUGGGGAUAAUGUGGCAGAAAAGGAUGCCAAAGGGAAGUCAAGAUCACCAUCACCCACUACUCGUAGAUCAAAAUCUCGGUCAAGAUCACCUAUCAAGUACCGUAGGAGCAGGCGAUCCCGCUCCUACUCCCCCCCAAUUAGACGGUCAAGGGAACGUCGAUCACGUUCACCAUCAAGAUCUCGCCACUCUAAGUAUGGUAGUGAUCGAUCACAUAGGGACGAUAGGGACAGGCAUACCAGGUCUGGAAGGAGAGAGAGCGACCGAUCCCGUGAUCAUCAUUCGUCUAGUUCAAGGAGAAACAGGAGCAGAAGUAAAAGUCCAAGGCAUAAGAAACCCUCCAGAGAUGAUUCUCGGUCACCCAAGCAACAAAGAGAAGAAAGUAUAAGUCCAUCAAAAUCAAGGUCAACUCGGGCUGGUUCAAGAUCACCACGACACCAUAAAGGAAGCAAAUCAUCACCAACUCGUGACCGCCAUUCUCGCCGCAGUAGGCAUUCAAGAUCCAGAUCUCCUGAGAGAAAACAUCGUCACAGUGAUAAAAAGGACAGCAGAAGGUCUGAGAUUCAGGAUGACAAAAGAAGAUCUCAUAGAGGUAACAGAGGUGACAAACAUGAAAGGUCUGUAAAGGAUGAAGUGGAACGAUCCCAUAGAGGUAACAGAGGUGACAAAGAUGAAAGGUCUGUAAAAGAUGAAGUAGAAAAAUCCCAUAGAGGUAACAGAGGUGACAAAGAUGGAAGUUCUGUAAAGGAUGAAGUGGAAAGAUCCCAUAGAGGUAACAGAGGUGACAAAGAUGAAAGGUCUGUAAAGGGUGAAGCAGAAAGAUCUCGUAGAGUUGACAAGGAUGAACGUUCUGUACAGGAUCCAGUUGAAGAUAGAAAGGUGGAUACUUCAAUUGUUGCACAUAAGAGGAGCUCAACAGAAUCUGAUCUGAACAAUAGUAGUAACCAUAAGAAAUCUAGACAUGAUGGUGGUUUGGAAGAGGAUGAAAAAAAUGAUGUGUGUGCUGCUGUAGCUGAUAUUAAUGGGAAACAUGAAGCUGGAGUAGAUGGCUCUUUAGGGGCCACUGAAGAAUCUGCUAUAUGAUAGCAACCAGUGUUUACAUGGUGGCUGCUGUUUCAUCCAGCUGGCUGAUCACAGUAUCACUUGAUUGAUGAUGAUGCAGAACGCUGAACUGGUGUUUAUUAUCUUCCUUUCUGAUUUAGGAGUUUUAUUUGCAGGGUAUGAAGAUCUUCGGACAACUUUCGGAGUGUUCAUCUGAUAUAUUAAAAUGUAUUCUUCAUUAACUCGAGAUUUGUUCCUUGGAGUGAACUUUCUAAAUGUAAAACUGGAGCUUGUAAGGUGAUUUCAUACAGUGAGGUCGAAACCAACCACAUAUUUGUCGUUUCAGGCUCAUGAUUCUGUGAAGAGUUGUUGGAGCUCAUUUCUGGGAUGUCGAGUGAAGAUACAAGGGAGUACACACUUACUCAAAGUAAAGUCCGUAUACAAGACUACAAACAACUUAACUUCUAGGCUAUGUUACUUUUGAAUCGGAAUGCUUUGGCUAGUGAAAUGGUCCAAAUAUGCUUGUCCGUAUACUGUAACACCUUCUGAUGCACUUAGUUUGCUGAAAGUACUGCCUUAUAUUUUCAUCUGGUUAUUACCAUGUGUAUCUUGUAUCAGUUAUGGUUUGAAAGGUUGGUUAAGCUACAUUUGGAAAACACAGGGAAUUGUGAUAUAGGUUUUAUCCAUCAUCCUGUCUACUGCUUAAGUUAUCCUGUCUGCAUAGAAUUGCUUUCUCAAUAUGCCUUGGCAUUCAUUGCUUUUCGUUUGUCUGUUUCUUUUCCUCUUUUUUUCCUUUUGAGUGACAGGGUUCUGCCUCAGAAGCCAGUGUAAGUGACUGAUGUGAGGCAAUCGACCCUAUUCGAGUUGUGCCUUGCUAGCUCCAGAGAUAAGCAGCGUACCUUUGAACAAUUGUGUUGCUUUCCUUACAUCUUUCUAUUAUUCUUCAUUUUAGUUUUGCUGUUUAGACAGUAUACACUGAGAUUGCACCUUACCCUUCUGUAACUGGUGCUGUCAUACUGGAAAACCUGUGCAGGUUUUUCAAAGGGGAUUGCCAUUGGCGUCUGUCUUGAGGGGAGUCUAUUCACUUUGAGAAGGUAUGGGUUUGUGUUAUGGAUGUAGUAAUGAAUAAUGCUAUCCUCUUGGUUAGAAACAGUAGCACCAUCUGACCCACCGAAUAGGACCUUUGGUAGGUGUUCAGCCCAGAAUCCUCAAUCUUGCCUGUGAUUCUGCAUCUACACUGUGUUGUGCAUUGAGGUUAUUCUAUUUCCAUCCUUUUAUGGGACCAAUUUAGGACUUGGAAUUAUGGCAGUGUUUGCCAAAUUCGCAUGGACGGUUUGCUAGCAUUUUAGUUUUGCAGGUCUGGUAUUUUUUGAAGUCUGAACAAUUCCGUGAUGUUCCCUUUUCGUUCUGCUCUGUCUGUUUUUGGCUUUGUGCUCAGGGAUAAAAGAUUGUUUUGGGGUGCUACAUCGGAGGUGGGCGGCAUCGUAGCUGCGCGUGAGCCGUGUGUUGUCUGAGGAAUAAAGAUUGUGUUCUGCAUCGUAGCUGCACGUGAGCCUUGUGUGCUCGCUGCAUCGAGCUAAGCUAAGCUGUCUGCCUUUUAAACCAAUUUUGUUUUGUUCAUUGCAAAGCUUACUUCUAUCUUGUCUCAAAAAUCAAAGGGCAUGUUCGCUUCAGCUUAUAAGCCGGCCGAAAAGCUGAAACGGCUGAUUUGUUGUGAGAGGAAAAUACUGUUUGGUGGCUGAUAAGCCGGCUGAAUAAGCUGAAGCGAACAGGCUAAAAAUGCUUCUGCAUAACAUCAUCUAUGGAUGAGAGGCACCUCCUUUGCUCC